AUUCCAUUUGUGUGGUAAAAUGGAUUUAUUUUGGCUCAGGAAAUUUGCAGUUCUACUCUGGAAAAUUUUUCUCUUGAAGAGGCGGAAACUAAUUGGUUUACUUGUGGAAAUUGGACUGACAUUUUUACUUUUGGCAUUCAUUUUGCUGAGCCGUAGAUUAAUGCCUAAGAAGUUUCAGAAUGCUUCCAUUUAUGAUCCUCUUCCUUUGAUACUACCUGUUUUCACUAAUACUUCAAUUGUAUAUGAGUUGGUUUAUGUGCCUUCUGGAAGUGAUGUGGCAAAAAAUAUUACUGAGAUGGUGAAAAGGGAAUUAAACUUCAAUUUUAAAGGUUAGCAAACAAAUCUCUAAUAUCUAAAAGU
Otolemur garnettii (small-eared galago) is the source of this 360-nucleotide messenger RNA. RefSeq lists its product as uncharacterized. Bases 20 to 334 code for a protein of 104 amino acids. The record is from RefSeq and is a predicted model, not a curated record. The transcript has 2 exons. NCBI's taxonomy places the organism in Eukaryota, Metazoa, Chordata, Mammalia, Primates, Galagidae.